Petromyzon marinus (sea lamprey) is the source of this 3372-nucleotide messenger RNA. Its product is annotated as zinc finger protein 385D-like. The record is from RefSeq and is a predicted model, not a curated record. Gene Ontology annotation, molecular function: nucleic acid binding; zinc ion binding. Lineage: Eukaryota; Metazoa; Chordata; Hyperoartia; Petromyzontiformes; Petromyzontidae. Gene Ontology annotation, cellular component: nucleus.
ACGCUCUUUCACAGCGAGCCCUGCCCGCCACGGAGGGCAGGGAGCGCCUUGGCAUCGAAGAAAACGCAACGCAGAGAGGGCGCUUCGUGGCCGGGCCACCACAUGCAGCUCAGCGCGCUCCUCCACGUACCGCUCCCAAACCCGACUCUCGCCUCCACCCCGUGCCACCCGCUGUGCCACCCGCUGUGCCACCCGCCAUACCCGGCGGUCAUGGACGUGAAGCCGAUUCUGCCGUUCCAACUCGGGGCCACCGCUCCCAUGGGCCUCUUCCAGAACUUCAGCAAUAUGGAUCCGGUGCAGAAGGCAGUACUCAACCACACGUUUGGGGUUCCCGCGCCACCCAGGAGGAGGCAGCUCAUCACCUGCAACAUCUGCCAGCUGCGCUUUAACUCGCAGAACCAGGCCGAGGCUCACUAUAAGGGUAGCAAGCACCUCAAGAAGAUGAAGACGGCCGAAGCUGAGAAGGUGAAGCAAGGAUCCCCGCCUGCCGUCCCCUCAGCCCAGGGACCCCCAGCCCUGAGCCACAGCGCCAGCCCAGCAGACCUAAGCAGUCAAUCGUCCUCGCUGAGCCAACUCAAUGAGGUCAUGAACCGGGAGCUGGAGACAUCGCUCCCAGCUGCCGCCGUUGCCGUCACAGAAAGCAACGACACUUCCCCGGCGAGUGACGCGGCGUUCCUCCCGCAGCCGCCUGGCCCCACGGUCCCUGCCAUCACCGCCGACGGGCCUCCAUCGUCCGAAGAGGGGGGCAAGGGCCAGCUGUUCUGCUCGAUCUGCAAGCUGGCCGUCAAUUCCCAGUCGCAGCUCGUGGCCCACAACAAUGGUGCGAGGCACAAGGCCAUGAUGGAGGGCAAGGAGGUGAAGGCGUCGGGCAGACCGUUCCCUCGCCACUCGAGCCGGCAUAAAGCGGCCCGAGCUCGCACCAAACUGGGCCCGGCGCCACCGCCAAAAGCCUUCCACUGCCAACUGUGCGACAUCAAGGUCAACUCAGAGACACAGCUGCAGCAGCACAUGGCCAGUCGGAAACACAAGGACAAGGAGGCAGGGAGGCCCCCAAAGCCAAAAUUCAGCCCCUACAACAAACUCCAACGACGCCAAGGGACACAUCUCGUGCACAAGCUGGGGCUCACGAAGGAGCUGGCCGGGCCUCUUGCCACGCGCUUUCUGCCAUCCCAUCUCGCCGCUGCAGCCUUCCAAGCCAGCAGCGUUCACUAUACGGCAAAGAUGGCGCUACAUAAAGACCUCAGCAAGCCACUGAUGGCGGCGAUGGCGGCAGCAGGGUUCCUACCCUCGCCGCUCACCGCCACCGCCGUCGGCAUGGCCUCUCCCAUGGCCCUCCGCAGCGCCGCUGGCACCGCGGCCUCGCUGCUUGCGGGGCCAGGCCUCUCUCAGGCCAUCCUAAGACCUGCACCGGGGCCAAUUAGGACAUCUCAUCCGUGCACACGGCACAUCGUCUUUGCCCCCUACUGAGUCCCUGGUUUUUUGUUUUACAGUUUCAUGGAAAUGUCUGGAAUUGUUACAUUUUUUGUCCGACUUAUGUUUUGCGUGUUAUUUUUAUUAUGUUUAAGUUUUCAUGUUAUUUCGAUUUUUUUUCCCACCGCAUCUCCUGCUGCUGUUUCUGACACCACUGUUGCAAGUGCACGGGUGUGUAAUGCAACAAGACAGAAAACACGUGUUUUCCAAAAGUGAUAAAGUUAACAAUGACUAGUAAUACGACAAAAAUAUAUACUUCCAACUGUGUUUUAAUGUCAUGGUUUAAAAUGAGAACCCAUGCUAGUGCACUUUUAAAGACGAAGGCGUUAAGUUUAAAAAUGACGUCGCUCCUUCCUGCCAGUAUGAAGCCGAUUCGUCCAGCAAAGGAUCUUCACUGCUUGGACAAUGUCGGUGACCCAUGGACGGCACUACUUCAUGAUAACCCUGCUCGCUCGCUACAAUACUCUACCGCCAAUAAUUGUGGGAUCGCUUUCCACUGUUUGUUUCGGAACUAUCUGCCUUUGCACAAAAUGGCUCCUUUGGACGAGGACGUGGAAAGUGGCAUCUGCUUGUGGUGAAAAGUAGUAUUUUUUUUUCCAAAACGUGACCACAGGACCAUGAGAUGAAUGAAUGAAUGCCUUGGACCUCUGCACUGUGUUUGGCUACAUUGAACCAGGCAAGGCUGACUGCGGGACCUAUGCAGGGAGUGCAAAAAAAAACACGUGGGCAGUUUGGUAUUGAGGAAGCUCCCUCUCUCCCUCGUAAGCAAUAAUGGUGUACAUGUUAUUGUUUGUCUGCGCAGACGAGUUACAUAUUAGAUGUGAAGACCGUAUCUGUCCGUGCUGUUUCGUGUACAUGAAGCCCCGUCUUGUGUGAAAUGAUAAGUGUGCAUUUAAAACCCCACAUUUAAACAAGGCGUCUGUUACGGAUACUAAAACAUGUUGUAAAAUGUCGUAAGUCUUUUUCAAGUGUAUGAGCGUGCGUGUCAAUUAUUGGUAAGAGUCGUUUUGUAAGCUUCAGUGUUAACAAGGGCGUCUCAAUAUUGGAGCAUAUUGAACAUAAGUGCUAUAGUUUCUGAUGGCUAGCUGCUUGAUCUGUGCCCGCAGACAUACCCCAGGAGGCGCUAAGGAUAAUCAAACCCUCUCCUUUUAAACACAAAUAUAUGUACGUACGGAACUAGUAUGUAGUCUAAUUCAGCACUAUCACUUGAGAGUACAAAUGUCUCAGUCACCCUCCGUUUUCCCUCCACAAAACACCUCUUCCCUGUUUCUUUCACUUCUCUAGACGUCCACCUUAAGUACCCUGUGGGUGCACCUUGAGUACCCUCAUGUAGUGUCAGGAUGGCUCAGAGUUCAGAGCGCUGAGCUGGCACUACUGAAUUUCUGGAUCCCAAUUCUAGGUUUCAGCCACCUUUGAUUAAACCACAUCACCUCGUUCACCAAUGACUGCACAAAAAUCCCCAUUCCAUUAAAUUUGGUCGGUGAUUGAUUUUGGCAGAUUCCAGUUCUGAGAAUAAAAAAUGUUGGUUUGAUUGCCGUUCAACGAACUCCCAGUGGCAAAGCGAGUAUGAAGCGUUAACUCUGUAAUAUCCGCUUCUGCGGGCUAUUCUCCAACAGGAAUUAUUGCAUUGCUCUGAUAAAGAUCCAAAAAGAUACUCCGUCUCAUGACACGACACCGAUAGCACAAUCGGAAUACAAUUGUGGCAAAACAUAUCUUUCUUUUUCUAAAGGUACUCUAUGGGUGGACAUUACGUGAGUGCAUUUGUGCGCGCGGCGUGUGUGUAAUAAUAGCCAGGGAGCACGCUUGACUGUGUUGUACUUGCCUCUGUGUGCGCAUCUUCGUGUAUGUACUGUGACAGAGGCCCAACGGAAUCAAUAAAACCUUCAGUCUUCCUGUAAAUAA